AUGUUGACCGCUACGCGGGUGAUUAGCCGCAAGGCUUUGGAGUGCUCCGGCUUUAGUUCAGACAUUUACACACAGAGGAAUUUCUCGUCAAUCCUCAGAAACACCGCAGCCCCCACUGUGCCUAUUUACCAGCAACAUGCUAUCCAGUACAGGAACAAGUCAGAGGGAGUCCGUGGUGCCGUCAUCGGUAUUGACUUGGGCACUACCAACUCCUGUGUCGCAGUCAUGGAGGGCAAGACACCUAAGGUGGUUGAAAACAGCGAAGGUUCACGCACGACCCCAUCCCACGUCGCAUUCAGCAAAGAUGGCGAGCGUCUCGUCGGUAUGCCGGCUAAACGCCAAGCUGUCACGAACAGCGGCAACACUUUCUACGCCACCAAGAGGCUGAUCGGAAGACGCUUUGAUGACCCCGAAGUCCAGAAAGAUAUGAAGAAUCUGUCCUACAAGGUCGUCCGCGCUUCCAAUGGUGAUGCUUGGGUGCAGGGUAGCGACGGCAAGGUAUAUUCCCCGUCCCAAAUCGGUGCUUUCGUGCUGAUGAAGAUGAAGGAGACCGCCGAAGCUUACCUGAACACCUCUGUAAAGAACGCAGUCAUCACCGUACCAGCGUACUUCAACGACUCCCAGCGACAGGCUACUAAAGAUGCAGGUCAAAUUUCCGGUUUGAACGUGUUGAGAGUGAUCAACGAACCGACCGCUGCCGCCCUCGCAUAUGGCAUGGACAAGACUGAUGAUAAGAUCAUUGCCGUAUACGACUUGGGCGGUGGUACCUUCGAUAUCUCAGUGCUGGAGAUCCAGAAAGGAGUGUUCGAGGUGAAGAGUACCAAUGGAGACACACUCCUCGGAGGCGAGGACUUUGACAACGUCAUUGUCAACUUCCUUGUCGAUGAAUUCAAGCGUGAUCAAGGCAUUGACAUCCGCAAGGACGCGAUGGCUAUGCAGAGAUUGAAGGAAGCCGCUGAGAAGGCCAAGAUUGAGCUGUCCGGGUCUUUGCAGACGGACAUCAACCUGCCAUACCUUACCAUGGACGCUUCCGGACCUAAACACAUGAACCUCAAGAUGACCCGUUCAAAACUGGAAUCCCUGGUUGGUGACCUGAUCAAGCGCACCGUGGCCCCGUGCCAGCGCGCCCUGCAGGACGCGGAGGUCCAACGCGCUGACAUCGGAGAGGUGUUGCUUGUUGGAGGCAUGACUCGUAUGCCUAAGGUCCAAUCAACAGUCCAAGAGAUCUUCGGUCGCGCUCCAUCGCGCGCGGUGAACCCCGACGAGGCGGUCGCGGUGGGCGCCGCCGUGCAGGGCGGAGUCCUAGCCGGGGACGUCACGGACAUCCUUCUACUCGACGUCACGCCUCUUUCCCUGGGUAUUGAGACCCUCGGCGGAGUGUUCACUAAGCUAAUCACAAGAAAUACUACUAUCCCUACGAAGAAGAGUCAGGUGUUCUCUACAGCUGCCGAUGGCCAAACACAAGUAGAAAUCAAAGUGCACCAAGGCGAGCGCGAGAUGGCGGCCGACAACAAGUUGCUCGGACAGUUCUCCCUCGUCGGCAUCCCGCCCGCGCCGCGCGGCGUGCCGCAGAUCGAGGUCACCUUCGACAUCGACGCCAACGGCAUCGUACACGUCUCCGCCAGGGACAAGGGCACCGGCAAGGAGCAACAAAUCGUUAUCCAAUCCUCGGGCGGUCUAUCGAAGGACGAGAUCGAGAACAUGGUGAAGGCGGCGGAACAAUUCGCGGCGACGGACAAGCAACGUCGCGAGCGAGUCGAAGUCUCCAACCAGGCCGAGGGUGUGCUGCACGAUACUGAGACCAAGAUGGACGAGUACAAGAGCCAGUUGCCACAGGACGAGUGCGACAAGCUCCGCGGUGAGAUCGCGAAGCUCCGCGAUUUGCUCGCGAAGAAGGACAGCGCCGACCCGGAGGAGAUCCGCUCAGCCACGUCCACGCUCCAACAGGCCAGUCUCAAACUAUUCGAACAGGCGUACAAGAAGAUGGCAGCAGAACGCGAAGGUCAACAGCAGACGCAGCAAACUGAACAAAGCCAGGAGAAGAAAGAAGAGAAGAAUUAA
Spodoptera littoralis (African cotton leafworm) is the source of this 2061-nucleotide messenger RNA. The record is from the annotation of a GenBank genome assembly. Lineage: Eukaryota; Metazoa; Arthropoda; Insecta; Lepidoptera; Noctuidae.